Messenger RNA from Auanema sp. JU1783, 1140 nucleotides. The record is from the annotation of a GenBank genome assembly. Lineage: Eukaryota; Metazoa; Nematoda; Chromadorea; Rhabditida; Rhabditidae.
AUGGGAAUUAAAGAUCUCUCAAAGGUUAUAGGAGAUAAUGCUCCUGCUGCAAUUAAGCUGAAUGAAAUGAAAAGCUAUUUUGGACGAAAAGUUGCUAUUGAUGCUUCUAUGUGCUUAUAUCAGUUUUUGAUUGCUGUAAGACAAGAUGGAUCUCAGCUUCAAUCAGAAAGUGGAGAAACAACAAGUCAUAUAAUGGGAAUGUUCUACCGAACUAUUCGAAUGAUUGAUCAUGGUGUGAAACCUUGUUAUGUAUUCGACGGAAAACCUCCAGAUAUGAAAAGUGGUGAACUGGAAAAACGUAGUGAAAAACGCGCUGAAGCUGAAAAAGCCUUGACGGAAGCAAAAGAGAAAGGAGACACAGAAGCCGUUGAUAAGUUUGAAAGGCGCUUGGUUAAGGUGACUAAAGAACAGAAUGAAGAAGUCAAAACUUUGUUGAAACUAAUGGGUAUUCCUGUUGUUGAAGCUCCCUGCGAAGCUGAGGCUCAGUGUGCUUCUCUAGUUAAAAAUGGAAAGGUGUUCGCCACUGCUACGGAAGAUAUGGAUGCUCUUACUUUCGGAUCCAAUGUAUUAUUACGGCAUAUGACUUUUUCUGAAGCCAAAAAAAUGCCAAUUAAAGAAAUUAACCUCAGUCGUGUAUAUAGUGAUUUUGGAAUGGAUCACGAGCAGUUUGUGGAUUUGUGCAUUAUGCUGGGUUGUGAUUAUUGUGGAACGAUUCGAGGAGUGGGCCCCAAAAGAGCUUUUGAAUUAAUCAAAAACUAUAAAACUAUCGAAGCUGUGUUGGAAAACAUUGAUUUGGCGAAGUACCCUCCACCGGAAGAUUGGCCGUAUAAAAGGGCUCGUGAGUUAUUCCUUGAUCCAGAAGUUGCUGCCAAUGAGAAUAUAGAGUUAGUGUGGAAGGAACCAGACGUCGAAGGGGUAGUCAAAUUCAUGUGUGGUGAGAGAAACUUCAAUGAGGAAAGAAUCAGAUCUGCUUUAGCCAAAAUGCAGAAAGGAAGAAGUGCUGGAACUCAGGGAAGAAUCGAUUCAUUCUUCAAAGUUUCUCAGACGGUUACUAGCACUCCAACAUCAGCUAAACGUAAAGCGCAAGAUCCUAAAAAAGGAGAAAAAAAGCGCGGACCUCCAAUCAAAAAAUCGAGAUAA